AUGGGCUCCGUGGCAGGAACACACACACUGCUGCUACUGUUACACUAUUAGUGCCGUGAAGGAAAAAAAAGAAAGAAAAAAAUGCAAGCAUCUUUUAGGCUGUCAAUUGUGUAUUUUUUUUUCCUUUGGAGUUGAAGGCUAAAUAACAUUUUUGAACAGCUGUGAUUCCUCUUAAAUUGGAUUUGUUUUGUUUUUUUUUUCUUUCUUUUUCCUUUUUUUUUUCCUGGCAUUAAUUUUAAAAGAUAAGGAUUAUUUUUUUUGUUAGCUGAUUUCCCUCUUGAUUCUGCAGAGAUUAGCAGAAGGUCAGGAAUUACAAGAGAACGCAAGAAAGCAAAGGGGGGAGCGACAGACCUUCGCUGGUGACCUUCAAGUCCAGGGGGAUAUAUAUAUACAUAUAUUUUUUAUUCCCUCUUUGUUUUUUGGACAUCGGCAAACGACAUGGCUGGAGGAGUCCAACCGAGCCCCGGGGAGCUGGACCAAUGACUCUUGGGACGUCCGUUUGGGAGUUAGCCACUGUUCCCGAGAGAGCGGCACUGGGGAAAUGCCCACCGGGGUGGAUUUUUUCGGCGCGCAGAGGGCUGGACCGGCCCGGCGGUAGAGCUCUAGCAGGGGAACCCGGCGGGGCGCGCGCCCGCCCUCACGGACAUCACCGGGGCUUCUGGGAAGGCGAAUGAUCUCCCCGAGGAGACGCGAGAGCCGCCGUUCUCAUCCCCUUCAAAGAGAGGAGCCUCCCAGGCGUACAAAGGGCUCUAAUUUGUGUCGCGGCUGCUGGCCUUGACAACAAAGGGAUCCUACGCGCGAGGGAGAGGAGGAGGAGGGGGGGGGGUCGGAUUCAUUAUUCCCCCGAAAAUCGCAUUCCUGAGCAGGAGGAGUAGGAAGCUUAAGGUUUGUCUUCAAGCAGAGGCCCGUUUUUGGGGGGAAGGGUGGGCUUAGCUAUCAUGAGGAACCCUUUGUAAGGGAUGAACGCUCAAGAGUGGGGGGGGGGGGAGCGGACAACGGCAGGAGGUCAGCAGUACAAACAAGGAUCAGUUUGGCAAACACUGAUUUGACAGGAUAUUACCAAAGAGAGCCCCAGCCCACACUGAUACAUUGAUCAGCUCUUCCUGAAAGAAGAAAAGGGGUUGAAGCUCUACCUCAUAAGCUCUGAAUCAGCUUCCCAUAGGUCUUCUGCACCACAGAAGGAUUUGCCAGAUAUUUGUAAUCAGGGUGCUCACUCUGCUUCCACUCCGUAAGGAGGUAUAAAGAAUUCGGGAUGACCUGGAAGCACAGCUCCUGCGUCCUCUUCCUCAGCAGGGUGGGGGUAAUCCUGGGCCUGCUGAUCCCAGCGGCGAGGGCAACAUCCUGCCCCUCGUCGUGCCGCUGUGACGGGACGUUCAUCUACUGCAACGAUCGAGGCCUUACCUCCAUCCCCCUGGGGAUCCCCGAGGACGCCACCAUCCUGUACCUGCAGAACAACCGCAUCAACAGCGCAGGGAUCCCCGCAGAGCUUCGCAGGCUCGUCCAGGUGGAGAAGAUUUACCUGUACUGCAACAACCUGGAGGAGUUCCCCACCAACCUGCCCAGGAACGUCAAGGAGCUGCACCUGCAGGAGAACAACGUCCGGACUAUCACUCACUCCUCGAUGGGCCAGAUCCCCUUCAUUGAGGAGCUGCACCUGGACGACAACUCAGUCUCGGCCGUCAGCAUCGAGGAAGGGGCGUUCCGGGACAGCAACCACCUCCGGCUGCUCUUCCUGUCCCGGAACCACCUGAGUUCCAUCCCCCUGGGCCUGCCCACGACCAUCGAGGAGCUGCGAUUCGACGACAACCGCAUCUCCUCCAUCUCCGAGGAGGCCCUGCAGGACCUCAUAAACCUCAAGCGGCUGGUGCUGGAUGGCAACCUGCUCAACAACAAGCGGAUCGGGGAGAUGGCCUUCAUCAACCUGAUCAACUUGACGGAGCUCUCGCUGGUGCGCAACUCCCUCACCUCCCCGCCCGCUAACCUGCCCGGUACCAGCCUGGAGAAGCUCCAGCUGCAGGACAACCACAUCAACCGGGUCCCGCCGGGGGCCUUCGCCUUCCUGCGCCAGCUCUACCGGCUGGACCUUUCCGGAAACAACCUGAGCAGCCUCCCCCUGGGUGUCUUCGACGACCUGGACAACCUCACCCACCUGCUCCUGCGAAACAACCCCUGGUACUGCGACUGCGGGAUGAAGUGGGUGCGGGACUGGCUGCGCUCCCUGCCGUCCAAGGUCAACGUGCGGGGCCUAAUGUGCCAGGGCCCCGACAAGGUCAAGGGCAUGGCCAUCAAGGACCUGGCCACGGACCUCUUCAACUGUGCGGCGGCCGACAUCCCCCCGACCUAUGAGACCGGUACUGUUUCGAAUAACCUGCCCCCUUCCAGAGGACAGUGGCCUGUGUUUGUCACCAAAAGACCGGUAGUCAAGGGGCCGGACUUAAGUAAACAUUACCGCGGCCCUACGCCGUCGGGGAAGAAGAUCACCAACAUCGUCGUGAGGUCCGCCGGAGCGGAGACCGUGCACAUUUCCUGGGAGGUGGCCCAGCCGAUGACCGCACUGAGGCUGAGCUGGCUCAGGAUGGGUCACAGCUCCUCGUUUGGGUCCAUCACGGAGACCAUCGUCCAGGGCGAGAAGACCGAUUACCUGCUGACCGCCCUCGAGCCGGACUCCUCUUACCGGAUAUGCAUGGUUCCUAUGGAAACCAGCAACGUUUACCUUUCCGACGAAGCGCCCGUCUGCAUAGAAACGGAAACCGGAUCCCUGAGGGCCUACAAGCCCACCACGACCCUCAACCGGGAGCAGGAGAAGGAGCCUUACAAAAAUUCCAACCUGCCGCUGGCGCCGAUUAUUGGCGGAGCCGUGGCGUUUCUGGCGAUCAUCGUCCUGGCGCUGGUGUGCUGGUACGUUCACAGGAACGGCUCCCUCUUUUCCAGGAACUGCACCUACAACAAAGGCCGCCGGAGAAAAGACGACUACGCGGAGGCGGGAACCAAGAAGGACAACUCCAUCUUGGAAAUCCGAGAGACGUCAUUUCAAAUGAUACCGAUAAACCAUGGGAUUGUUUCCAAGGAAGAGUUUAUAAUACACACAAUUUUCCCGCCGAACGGCUUGAGCCUGUACAAGAGCCCGCACAGUGACAACAACAGUUGCAACAGAAGUUACAGAGACAGUGGAAUACCAGAUUCAGAUUACUCCCAUUCAUGAUAAUGAAUACGGAUCUGAGACUUCUUACUGCAAAACAGGCGACUCGGAAACCGGUGGGUCUUCGGCAAAACACUGGAUUCGAAAAAGACUGGAGUCGCAAUGUUCUGUACAUUUUCCAUAUUUAUAUUUAUGGACUUUUUACUGAGGAAGAAAGGUUUAGAUUGCAGGUAACUACCUUGCAGUCAGUGUAUAUUGCCACUAACUGCGAUUCUAUAUUUUAGAAAUUUGUAGUAAUUUGCACUGUAUUUUCCUUGCUCGAGAUUUCUGACAAAUUCAAGGUGUUCUACUGAAAAAAAUGACUUGUCAACUGUGAAAGUGGGUUUUUAUUAUCGUUGUUGAACAAUCAGACUUCUUGAAAUUAGAAGUGAAGGGGGGAAAAAAAAACUCAUCUAAGCACAGGUAAUUUUCCCUUGUGGAUAGCAGAAAAAAUUUCAAAUGUAACAAAAUCAGGUUAAAUCUUCAAAAGCAUGAAAAUAAAAUU
Messenger RNA from Anguilla anguilla (European eel), 3683 nucleotides. Its product is annotated as leucine-rich repeat transmembrane protein FLRT3-like. Gene Ontology annotation, molecular function: protein binding. The record is from RefSeq and is a predicted model, not a curated record. The coding region runs from base 1253 to 3202 and encodes 649 amino acids. NCBI's taxonomy places the organism in Eukaryota, Metazoa, Chordata, Actinopteri, Anguilliformes, Anguillidae. The transcript is spliced from 3 exons.